This is a messenger RNA of Neohortaea acidophila, 813 nucleotides long. RefSeq names its product Alpha/beta hydrolase fold-1. The record is from RefSeq and is a predicted model, not a curated record. The transcript has 2 exons. Lineage: Eukaryota; Fungi; Ascomycota; Dothideomycetes; Mycosphaerellales; Teratosphaeriaceae. The coding region runs from base 1 to 813 and encodes 270 amino acids.
AUGGCUUCUGCCGACUCUUCAAUCACUGUUGUCCUUGUCCCCGGGGCAUGGCAUGGACCAGACUGUUGGGAUUUGCUGAAGGAUCACCUCACUCCUUUCAACUGCGUGGCAGUUACGCUGCCCUCGGUCGGGUGCCAUCCUGCCAGUGAACCGACAAAGAGUUGGACACCCGACGUGAAUGCGAUAGGCGAAGCGGGGUCGAAAGCUAUCGUCCGCAGCGAGGUGAUCGUUCUGGUCUCACACAGCUAUGGAAGUAUCGUGGCAAGUGGGGCAUUGAAACGAGUGUCGAUUGCGGGCCGGACUAAAUUCAAACACAUCGUCCUUUGUGGUGGGCAGCAGCAAAGAAGUGCAGACUCAAACGCGGCUCAUUCGGAUGUGUGGGAUGUUCGUGGUGACCUGAUAUUCUUAAAUCAGCCUGCGAAGUACUUUUACGGUGGGCCCGAGCAACCGGCGCAGGAUAGAUGGGCUGCGGCGGCGAAAAGGACGCACAUGCCGAUUGUAUCUUUCAGAUCCAUGGCGACCUACGCAGCUUGGAAAGAUGUUGCGACCUUGUAUGCUCUGACUGAAGAAGACAAUGUGGUUCCGCUGGCAAGACAACUAUCCAUGGUAGCAGAGGCACAGAAGAAAGGUGCUCUCGUCACGACUGCAUCAUUGCCGUCUGGCCACUUUCCAAUGUUGACCAUGCCGGAUCGUGUUGCAACGAUGAUCAGGGACAUGGCCAGAGCAAAUCCGUUGAAUGAAGCUUGGAAGGAAGAGCACAUGAGAUGUCAUCGUGAGCGCCGCUCUCUUCAGCACAAGGGGCCCAAAGCCUGA